AUGGAUUUUAUAGUGAAGGUUGAAGAAUCAAGGCCGGCCGCAGACGGGAGGCCAUCGGCGGGGCCUGUGUACAGGAGCAUUUAUGCUAAAGAUGGGCUCAUGGAGUUGCCGGAGGGGUUGGAGUCUCCAUGGCAGUUUCUCAGCGACUCUGCGAAAAAGUAUCCGAACAAUCCAAUGCUUGGUCGGCGUCAAGUCAAGGCCACAAAGGUGGGUCCCUAUGUAUGGCUUACAUAUCAAGAGGUUCAUGAUGCAGCCAUUCGAAUGGGUUCAGCCAUCAGGAGCCGCGGUGUCAAUCCUGGAGAUCGUUGUGGUAUAUUUGGAUCAAACUCCCCCCAGUGGCUUACUGCAAUGGAGGCCUGUAAUAGCCAUGCCAUAACCUAUGUUCCGCUGUAUGACACCCUUGGUGCUAAUGCAGUUGAAUUCAUCAUCAAUCAUGCUGAAGUUUCCAUAGCUUUUGUUCAAGAGAACAAGAUCCCUGCUAUUCUGUCAUGCCUUCCAAAUUGCUCUACGCAUUUAAAAACAAUUGUUAGCUUUGCAAAUUUUUCUAGCACGCAAAAGGAGGAAGCUGAAGGACUGGGGGUAUCUUGUUUUUCUUGGGAGGAAUUCUCUCAGUUGGGAAAUUUAGAUUGUGAACUACCUCCAAAACAGAGGACUGACAUUUGCACUAUAAUGUACACAAGUGGAACAACUGGAGAACCAAAAGGUGUUAUUAUUACUAAUGGAGCAAUUAUGGCAGAAGUAUUGUCUGUGGAGCAAAUACUUUUUCUAACAGAUAAAGUGUGUACAGAAGAAGAUUCGUAUUUUUCCUUUCUUCCUUUGGCCCAUAUAUAUGAUCAAAUUAUGGAGAGCUAUUGCAUCUACAAGGGUUCCUCUAUAGGCUUCUGGCGAGGAGAUAUCAGAUUUCUAAUGGAGGACCUUCAGGAACUAAGGCCUACUAUGUUUUGCGGGGUCCCUAGAGUGUAUGAUCGCAUAUACACUGGUAUUGCUAAUAAAGUUUCGUCUAGCGGUGCGUUGAGGAAGAUGCUGUUCCAAUAUGCUUAUAACUACAAGUUGGCAAAUCUGGAGAAGGGUCUGCCACAAGAAAACGCAGCACCUCCCUUGGACAAGCUUGUCUUUGAUAAGAUAAAACAAGCAUUAGGGGGACGAGUUCGUAUACUGUUGUCUGGUGCUGCACCUUUGCCUAGGCAUGUGGAGGAAUUUUUUAGGGUCACCGCCUGCAGUACUUUGUCACAAGGAUAUGGCCUCACUGAAAGCUGUGGUGGAUGUCUUACGUCUAUUGGCAAUGUUUUUCCUAUGAUGGGAACUGUGGGUGUCCCCAUGACAACUAUUGAAACAAGGCUUGAGUCAGUGCCAGAAAUGGGAUAUGAUGCACUUUCCAGUGUGCCACGUGGAGAGAUUUGCCUGAGAGGAAAAUCCUUGUUUUCUGGUUACCACAAGCGACAAGAUCUGACAGAGGAAGUCCUUAUUGAUGGAUGGUUUCAUACUGGUGACAUUGGAGAAUUGCAGCCUAAUGGAGCAAUGAAAAUUAUAGAUAGGAAAAAGAAUAUAUUUAAACUGUCUCAAGGUGAAUAUGUUGCUGUGGAAAACAUUGAAAGCAAAUACCUGCAAUGCCCUCUUCUCACAUCGAUUUGGGUUUAUGGGAACAGCUUUGAGUCGUUUCUUGUUGCUGUGGUGGUCCCUGACAGAAAGGCAUUGGAGGAUUGGGCAGCAGAGCAUCAUUUGACCGAUGAUUUUAAAUCAUUAUGUCAAAACCUGAAGGCAAGAAAAUACAUUUUGGAUGAGCUCAAUAGUGUUGGUCAGAAGCAGCAACUUCGAGGUUUUGAGCUGUUAAAAGCAGUUCACUUGGAACCAAAUCCCUUUGACAUGGAGAGGGAUCUUAUAACUCCAACAUUCAAACUGAAGAGACCACACCUACUUAAAUAUUAUUACAAGGACCGUAUUGAUAAACUGUACAGUGAAGCAAAGGAAGCAAGGGUAUGACAGCAAUGUCGAAAGCCGGAAGCUACUGGAGAAAACCUUUUUACCACAAUUUCCCAAAGAUGUGAUUGCUGAUAGUGGGCAGGUGCUACCCACAAAGACUCUGGAUUCAGAUCCCUGUGAGUCCGUCCAAGUUAGUUUGUGUAAAAAUAAAGAUAAUAUGAAAAGUUCUGGUUUGAGAAACCAUAUAUAUAUUAUUGGUCCCAAUGUCAGUUAUUUGUGCUUGCAAAUACACACAGAAUUGCUAUAUUCAUUCACUCUUUCA
Molecule: messenger RNA, 2242 nt
Organism: Prunus avium (sweet cherry)
Lineage: Eukaryota; Viridiplantae; Streptophyta; Magnoliopsida; Rosales; Rosaceae
Gene: LACS2
Product: long-chain acyl-CoA synthetase 2
Biological process (GO): fatty acid metabolic process; wax biosynthetic process; cutin biosynthetic process
Cellular component (GO): endoplasmic reticulum; membrane
Molecular function (GO): long-chain fatty acid-CoA ligase activity
Source: RefSeq, a predicted model, not a curated record